This is a messenger RNA of Bufo bufo (common toad), 1627 nucleotides long. RefSeq names its product KDEL endoplasmic reticulum protein retention receptor 1 (gene KDELR1). Lineage: Eukaryota; Metazoa; Chordata; Amphibia; Anura; Bufonidae. Bases 318 to 956 code for a protein of 212 amino acids. Gene Ontology annotation, biological process: endoplasmic reticulum to Golgi vesicle-mediated transport; protein retention in ER lumen. The transcript has 5 exons. The record is from RefSeq and is a predicted model, not a curated record. Gene Ontology annotation, cellular component: cis-Golgi network; endoplasmic reticulum; membrane. Gene Ontology annotation, molecular function: ER lumen protein retrieval receptor activity.
CUAGUCACAUCAUAAGGCAAAAAAAGAAAAACUAUCCUGUCAAUAAACGCAGGUGUGAACGGGGCCUCACUUUUAGCUGCGUCUUUCGAAGUGCAACAAAGAAACGCAAUAAGAGAAGGGUGAAGGUGGUGAUAGCUGCGGCUAGUUUCCCGCAGCCUGUGACGGGCUCGGCCGCGCAGCACGUCAGUGCCGGUACCGCAGGCAGGCAGUUCCUGGUUCCUGUGACGGAAAUCCUCCCUCCUCCCACACACAAGGCCUAGUCCACAUCACCGCCUCGUCCGGACCAGUCACCCCGGCAAUCAGUGCCCCGGCUCAGCAUGAACAUCUUCAGGUUCCUGGGGGACAUCUCCCACCUGUGCGCCAUCAUCAUCCUGCUGCUGAAGAUCUGGAAGUCCCGCUCCUGUGCCGGCAUCUCUGGGAAGAGCCAGAUCCUGUUUGCGGUUGUAUUCACCAGUCGAUACUUAGACCUGUUCACUAACUUUAUCUCCCUCUACAAUACCUCUAUGAAGCUUGUAUAUGUUGCUAGUUCGUAUGCCACAGUAUGGAUGAUCUACAAUAAAUUUAAAGCGACUUAUGAUGGGAACCAUGAUACCUUUCGUGUGGAGUUCCUUAUUGUUCCUACGGCUAUUUUGGCUUUCCUUGUUAAUCAUGAUUUCACUCCUCUAGAGAUUUUGUGGACAUUUUCCAUCUACCUGGAGUCUGUUGCAAUUCUGCCCCAACUGUUUAUGGUCAGCAAGACUGGGGAAGCGGAGACCAUCACCAGUCAUUAUCUCUUUGCUUUGGGGAUUUAUCGUACCCUCUAUCUCUUUAAUUGGAUUUGGCGUUACCAGUUUGAGGGAUUCUUUGAUCUCAUUGCCAUCGUUGCAGGACUUGUACAGACUAUCUUGUAUUGUGACUUCUUUUAUCUAUACAUUACCAAAGUCCUAAAGGGAAAGAAGCUCAGUUUACCAGCAUAAGAAGACGAAGCAUACACUGUCCUCUUCUGCAGUGUAUCCGUUUCUCUGUGAGGAGCCGAAUGACUAAGGGAAAGAUGAAUAUUACUUAAAGUAUAAACUCCAGGGCGGAAUGACACAAAAGUGAACAAGAGCUGCUUUUCAUUUCCACUACUCCUCAAGAAAUACUAAAGGAGGGAUUCCUGAAGAAAAUUACCAUUAAGCUGACUGAUACUUUCUUAAAGAGACUGGACUUCAGUUCGUCAGCUAUUUGUAGUUUGGGCCUUGAGAAUCUAACGAGACACUUUCAAAUUAGAAUUCCCUUUCUGUCUUUUUUCUGAUUGUCUUUUAUUUCCUAUCCCGUCUUUUGCUGGAGAUGUAACGAUUUCUAAAAAUCCAAACUUUUUCCCCUUUUUUUUUAAUGUGGAUUAAAGCUUUGUUAUAGCCAGUGUAGCUGGGGCCUCUCUUUCUUUGAUAACAGAAUCAAAUAAAAACCUCUUGCCUUUCCCCUUUUGCAAACUACAGGUGUUUAAAAAAAUGGGUAAAUUGAAAGUUCAGCUGUAUGUUACUCACUACACAGAUAUCAUGUAUUUUUGGCAACAACAGCACCAAGAAAUUGAAUUUUUGAAAUAUUUGACUGCAGUCUUUCUAUGCAAUCUUCAAUGUUUUAUACUCAUUAAAUGAUGUUAACUAUU